AUGGUAAAAGAGCGAAGUCUUGAUAGAACAGAACCGCUGAAUGGGUAUGGAAUUUAUAUUGCUCUCAUCUACUCAAUUAACGCAGUUUUUAACCCAAACCUCCUAAACAUUCCUUGGGCUUUCCAGAAAAUGGGCUACAUAGUAUCGAUAGUUUGUCUGGGGCUGAAUGGUCUGCUCAGUUAUUAUCUCUCCCGAUUGGUAAUCGAAAUUCUUGCCAGAGUAGAUUUAAUAGAUAGACUAAAGAGCGAAGGCUACACAGUUGACAAGCCCAAUAUUUGUGAAAACCUAUUCGGUAAAAGAGAGCCAAAUCACCUUGAUUCUCUGAUGCAAACUCCUAUGAUCACAGGACUCCGCUACGAUUUAAACCAAUGUGCUUCAGUAUUACUUGGAAAACCUAUUGGCACGCUUUACCUUCUAUGUAUGAUAGCAUAUUUUCAAGCAGAAUUGAUAUGGUACGCAGAAGUCUUUGUAGAUACAAUCACAAGAUAUGUGCCUUUGCUGCAAUCAGCCUGCAGCAUCAGCAACCUAAACUCAUAUUGGAACCUGUGCAGGGUUGACUACUGGAUUUACCUGGGAAUGUUUUCUCAGGCUAUGUUUUUCCUCUCAAUGAUUUCGUUUAAGUGGCAAAAAUGGUGGCAAGUGGUCUUGCAGUUUUUAAAAUUGGCAUUAAUUGUGCUUGUUGCGAUCACAUGUCUUGAAUUAAUUGGGGAUGAAAAAAAUAUUGAUAAUGACCACUAUAAAUUUGAAAUGCCAACUCUUGCACAUUGGGAGGACUUAUAUAAAGGAUUCCAAAUCUUUUUCUAUGUAUUUUUAUAUCAACUUCAGCUACCAAGCAUUGUUGAGCAUGUAGGGAAUAAAAAAAGAUUAUGGACGAUACCAUUUUUAAUUCUUUGUGCAAGUGUUGGAUUUGGGUGCAGAUAAAAUGAUCGUGCAAUUUGAAUUUGGUGGAAAAUUGGUUGAAAAAUUUUUGAUAGUGAGAUUUUUGACCAUAAAAAAAUCAGAUUUCGAUCAAAUGCCACUCUAUUUUAAAAUUUUUAGACCAUAUGAACUUUGAUGAAAUAACUGCACACUAUCAAGAAUGCACAGUCAUUUGACAUGGAGCCUUUGGAUUUUAUUUAGCUUUAGGAUUAAUUGCGCCUUUAGCAAUUCCUGAUGUGGAUAAAUUAUUUACUCAAGAUUACAGAAACUACUCAGCAGGGAUGGAGCAAGCUGGAAAGCCAUGGUGGACUGAUUUAAUUGCAUAUGCAGUUGCCCUUUCCCCAUGCAUGAUUAUUGCAUCAAAUUUCCCUAUUUCUGCGAUAAGUUUGAGUAAUGCAAUCACUUCUUUGUUUUAUGGGCCUGGGAAUGAAGAAACGCAUGACAAGCAAGAUUAUUUAUCAUUGAGAUGGCUAACUGUAACAUUUUCUAUUGGGCUUACCUUUUUCUUUUAUGAUUUGGUGAAUGAUAUUUAGGCAUUCAUACUUGAUUAUGUGAGAUUGGUGGGAUUUUUCUUGAUUCCUAUAUUUAUACCAAUUAUGCAUAUAGCAGCUAGGCAAAUUAUAGGGACGCAGUCACCAUACGAUGCUAUUUGGGCUCCAAAGGUAAAAAUUAUUUAGUGGCUUUCAUUACUAAUUUCAGUUUUUCAUGGAUUUUUGGUAGCUUAUAUUCUGAUAUUUAGAAUUUUUGAAGACAGCCAUUAUGACUUAAAUAGUGAUAAUUAG
This is a messenger RNA of Blepharisma stoltei, 1700 nucleotides long. The record is from the annotation of a GenBank genome assembly. Lineage: Eukaryota; Ciliophora; Heterotrichea; Heterotrichida; Blepharismidae.